This is a messenger RNA of Marmota flaviventris (yellow-bellied marmot), 2276 nucleotides long. NCBI's taxonomy places the organism in Eukaryota, Metazoa, Chordata, Mammalia, Rodentia, Sciuridae. The record is from RefSeq and is a predicted model, not a curated record.
GUAAAAACCCUUAGUAUAAUUUUGUGGUAGAUUUCUUUAUAGGCAAUCUCUUACAGAGGAGGUUUUUUGUUGUUGUUUUAUUUUGUGAUUUCUUACCUCACUUUUUCUUUCUUUUUUUUUUCUUUUUAACCAUCCUUGUCUGCCUCCUCCUCUUGGUGCCUGUCAGGCAUACUCAGUUAACACACAUCAGAGAGAGUGGUGUGAGUAAACACCAGGACUGGAGUGGAGUGUCUCACCUUGGUUUCCCUUGAGUUGCUCCCUUGGGUACUGUUUGUCUUUUAUUCUUGACUUGGCACCUGUAUAACAGGGACAAUCAGUUACUACACUUUGAUUUUCAGUCUAAAUUUGUAAAACUCUAAAUGAAAUCUGUCUUACUUUGUGAUAAAUGUAGCCCUGAAAAGUGAAAUGAAAAUACUUAUCUAUAUUUGGCCCAACUGUAUAACCAGCAAGUACUGACUGAAACUUUUUUCCCCCAUGCCUUAUAGUUUGUGAUUUUAAAAAUAGCUUGGAAUUUCUAAGAAGUCCAUGAUUUAUGAAGGAUUCUGUAUAAUACCCUCCACUAUGUACCUUAAAGUCUUAAUGUUUUUCAAGUUAGAAGUAACCUUAGAGCAAGUAGUAAAAACUACCUCCCCCAACGAUUUCACAAAUGAGGUAUUAAGCUUUUAGAUAAAGUACCUCCCCAAACAUUUAAGAUAAGAUUCCACUUUUAAAAUGAAUAAAUACACAUUUUUCAGAAACAUGAUUGUUAUUUUAAAAGGUUGUGUUUAUAACUGACCAGAGGCCACAGAGGCAUGAAAACAAGGAAGUGGGCUUUGGAGCCAGACCAGUAUCUGGAGUAGAACAGAAAAAUUAUUAUGCCUGUGCUCCUUUGGGACUCUUUGGAAAUUAUACAGUGACAUCUUCUGGGAUUUAGUCUGGAGUGUGCAGAUUGGUGCCUAAAAUGGAAGUAGACAUAAAUGGGGAGUCCAGAAGUACCCUGACCACCCUACCCUUGCCUGUGGCUGAGGUGAGCUCCCCAGGAAAAGCAGAGGCGGAGAAGCCUCGCUGCUCCAGCACACCCUGCUCACCCAUGAGGCGAACUGUGUCAGGCUACCAGAUCCUCCACAUGGACUCUAACUAUUUGGUUGGCUUCACAACUGGCGAGGAACUCCUGAAGUUGGCCCAGAAGUGCACUGGAGGUGAAGAGAGCAAGGGAGAAGCCUUGCCUUCCUUUCGCUCCAAACAGCUGGAUGCAGGACUUGCACGUUCCUCUCGUUUGUAUAAAACCAGAAGUAGGUACUACCAGCCAUAUGAGAUUCCAGCUGUCAAUGGCAGGAGGCGAAGGCGGAUGCCCAGCUCAGGAGACAAGUGCACUAAAUCCUUACCUUAUGAACCUUAUAAGGCCCUCCAUGGGCCCCUGCCUCUUUGUCUUCUUAAAGGUAAGAGGGCUCACUCCAAAUCUCUGGACUACCUCAAUCUAGAUAAAAUGAACAUCAAGGAGCCAGCUGACACGGAAGUGCUACAGUACCAGCUUCAACACCUAACCCUCCGCGGGGACCGAGUGUUUGCUAGGAAUAAUACAUGAAUGACUCUCACAGUUUAAGUCACUUUAGGUCAGCCUGCACUUGGCUAGAGAAAAUCCACUGUUGUACUCUGUACAUGACUCUUCACAUUAUAGAUGGUUAUAUCAGCUAAGUGUCCCUGGAAUAUAAAAAUUGUUUGGAUCAAAUUUUGAAUACAGGAAUGAAAUCACAGGUACUUGGGGGGAGGGUAUCAUGCUAGAGCACGCAACUGCAAAGAAAACAGAAUGUUGACCGUUAGUUUGUAUAGCUCUUUAGCUAGGAAACAAAAAACAAACAAACAAAAAAAAGGCUUUGGGACAGUAAUUUCAUCUUUAUGAUUCUGACACUCAAAUUGGGAAUGUUAUCUGCUUGGUUGUUGCUGACUUGGUAUGAUUCAUUAGAAAUUUAUAUCUUAAGUACACAAGUACUUCUUGAAACUCUGUAUUUUACUAUAAAAUGUAUGUAAUGAUUUGUUUUAUGAAAUUUAGAACUUGAACAUUGCUGAAUUGGACCACUUUUUAUUUUUAAAUAUUGAGUUUAAAUAUUUUAUAACUGGUUUUGCACUGAAAAAAAUUAACAUUUCAGAUUAAGAGAAUAAUCUUUCUUCACUUGUCUCAAUAAUAUUAUUGAGCAAUGAAUUUUUUAUUUCCGCAUGGAAAGUUAUUGAUCUCUAUGGCUGUAAAAUAUUUCUUUAUAGCGUUAUUAAAGUGUGUCUUAAUAAAAUUAAAUUUGGGA